AUGAUACAUCAACAAAAUGACAGCAAAUACAAUAAAUAUCACAUUCAACCCUCUAUUCUUUCUUUUUCCUUCUUUUCUAGAGUGUUUAUAUGAACAAUUUACAAUCGAGUACGAUACCUGAACAGCAAGAGUCUCUACUUUCACUUCUCCAAGCCAACGGAAUGAUGAAUACCAACAAUACGAAUCUAGCAACCACUGAAUCAAUACAUGAUGUCGAAUUCCUCGCGUACUUGGCUAAUUUUUCAGAACUCUCAUCGGACAACUCUAUCUCAUCAACCGAAGAAGAGAAGCGAAAGAGAAAUCGCUCGACAAGGGUCGGUCAUUGCGAGCAUCCAAAACACGUGUUUUACCGCGAAGAACCGUUUGCCUUUGAACAAGGUCACCAUUUGAUCAAGACAAUCCCCCGACGUGGACGACCACCCAAGGGGUCCAAGCCGGGAGACACAAAGCAAAAGAAUGGGUAUCGCAUGGUCGCUCUUACCGUGCGAUCGUUACCCAAGCGACUGGAAGCGGUCGUGGGUCAAUCCAACAUCAAGGUUUGCCUGACGUGCUUAAAGAAAUCGGACAUGGAUCCAGAGUAUCUUGCAAGUGAAAGCUACAUCGCUCCCCAACAACUGCUUAGACGUCAAAAAAGGAAAUAAAUAAGGUUUUUUUAUUCUCUGUUGGCCGUUUCACUCGAUGCAGGCAGCAUGAUGCCCUGAAAGUUGACCACAGGAGGCACCAGUCGUUCCUGACUAGGAUUUCUUCCUUCU
Rhizopus microsporus ATCC 52813 is the source of this 752-nucleotide messenger RNA. RefSeq lists its product as uncharacterized. The record is from RefSeq and is a predicted model, not a curated record. The transcript has a single exon. Lineage: Eukaryota; Fungi; Mucoromycota; Mucoromycetes; Mucorales; Rhizopodaceae. The coding region runs from base 90 to 641 and encodes 183 amino acids.